UGCCCUUGUCAAAUGUCAAUAUCAACUCUGAUUGUUGUUGCGUUUCGGCGGGAACGUGCGGAGAAAAUAUUUUUUAGUUUAGUUGUCCAUCAAUGACUUUAUAAAUUUAAAAUUAAUGUAACAAUAUUCAGAGAAUGUUUCAAAUAGGAAUGUUAGUGAAUAUUAAAUUGACUUAAGUUAAUUUAGAAUAUUAGUUCAAACAACUUCUCACAUUUUGAAACCCUUCUAAGUACGCAAAUAUGAAUACCAACACUACAAAAUCAGGUACUCCACAAACUCCAUCCAGCCUAUUAAAAAAAUUAAGCAGAGUAUCCAUAUCCGAACAGCGCGAUUGGAGUGUAACAAAGAAUGAAGGAUCAAAAUUGCUCCUAAAGAGAGCUAUUUUAGCAGAGAAAACGGAUAAAAGUUCUCCAAAGAAAACAACCCCUAAAUCCAAAACAAAAUUAUCAGAGACACCUAGAAGCUCCAAAAAAGUAAGCCAAACGAAUCUUGAGGAAGUGCUGUUGAUGGAAUUACAAGAAAAUUCGGAUGAUGAAUUACCAACUUUAAUAAUAAAACAGCAUACUCUCACAACUCCGAAAAGAAAGCAGCCAUUAUCAAAAAUUAGCGAUGACACUCCUAAGAAGAUCUUAACGUUCAAUGAUGAGCAAAAAGGUACUUAUGCAACAAGAUCAGGACGUAUAACCAAACAACCAAUAAACUAUCUAGAAGGUGAAAUAUCACCAGUGAAACGUACCCCCAGAAAACCUGUCAGAAAGUUUUCGGAGAGCGAUGAUGACUUUACACCUUUAAAGACACCCAAAACACCUAGUACAUCGAAAACACCAAGAAUUACAAAAACACCUAGAUCCCAAGCAAAGAGUGUAUCCAAAAGAAUAUUAGUUAAUCAAUUAACACCAACCCUACGUGCUAGGAUUCACUCAGUUGACAAUAUUUGUGAUUAUGUAAAUGAGAACAAAGCAUUGCCAGGCAGAGAAAGUCAAAUGGAUGAAAUUCUUUCAUUUGUUAGAUCAAAACUUUUAGAUGGGACUAGUGGGUGCAUAUACAUAUCAGGAGUACCAGGUACAGGUAAAACUGCGACAGUGUCUUCAGCUCUCCAGAUCUUAAAAAAAGAAGCUAAUCUACCAGAAUUCCAGCUGGUUGAGGUCAACGGCAUGAGAUUAGCUGAACCAAGGCAGGCCUUUGUUCAGAUAUACAAACAGUUAACUGGUAAAUCAGUAGUAUGGGAGCAGGCUUGCUCAUUACUUGAGAAGAGAUUUACUAAUAUGGGCCCAAGAAGAACCCCUACUGUUUUACUUGUUGAUGAAUUGGAUGCUCUGUGUACCAGAAGACAAGAUGUUCUCUACAGCAUAAUGGAAUGGGCGUCUCAUAAUACUGCUCUACUCACAGUGCUAGCCGUGGCCAACACAAUGGACUUACCGGAGAGAGCAUUAGCAUCUCGUGUGGCGUCGAGACUGGGUCUAACCAGACUGACCUUUCCCCCUUACACUCACACACAGCUUCAAAAGAUAGUGGCUACUCGACUAGCUGGAGCUAAUGUUACUCCUGACGCUGUACAGUUAAUCGCAAGGAAAGUCGCUUCGGUAUCUGGUGACGCUCGUCGUGCCCUCACCUUGUGCUCGCGAGCGCUAGAGCUGGCCGGACCUGAAGGCGCCGGGCUGAAGGAAGUGCAGCAAGCACUAGCCGAAGCUGCUUCUAGCGCGCCCGUUAGAGCCAUCAAAAGCUGCUCCCCUGCUGAAAGACUCAUGCUCAGGGCUGUAGCUGCUGAGGUCGAAAGAACAGGGUCGGAUGAAACUACUUUAUCAAGAGCUCUGGCAACUGCUGCUGCCAUCAUAGCACUAGACGGGCGCCCAUACAGAUCCGCACCCAACAUUCGAGCUCCCACGCCCUCACAAGCGCAAGCUAUAUGUGCUAGACUUGGUGCUAUGAGAUUAUUGUUAUUGGAACCUAAACCGACUGAGCCCAGGCUACUGUUGAAUGUUAGUCCCGAUGACGUGCAUUAUGCGACAAGACAAAUAACCGCAUAGAAUUUCGCAGAAAAUUCUAGUAACAAUUGAAGAUUUCUUAAAGAGAUUCAACCAUGGUACCUGACGUAGAAUUGAAAUCGGUCAAAUCAAACUACUUGAGGUUUUAAUAACAUAAAAAUGACAAUGUUUAUUUUGUUUUCUUUUGCUAAUUAUUAAAUGUGAUUGACUUGAGCUGAGGUAACACAAAAAGGGGAUUGCCCACUCUCCAUAGUGUGCUAGGCCCAAGAUGGACAUCAAAUAUGACUAUAAAAAUGUACUGAUUCAAAUUCUUAAAUGUAUUGGAUAUCUAAAAAAUAUAUUGAAAUUGACGCCACUAUUAUAAAAAAUAUAAUAAAAAUAAAAACUCGUUUUGAGGUUAAUUUUCUAUAUAAACAAGUGUCGGAUUGUGAGAUACUUCAAGAACUUUUCUUUUCUUAAUGUUUAAGAUGUUCCUAAUGUAUUUUUAUCCAAUAGGGUAUAAAAACACACUUAAUUCUUUAAAUAUCUAUAUUUUCUUCAUCUUCAUACACAAUUAGUAUCAUCUAAAAAUAGCAAAGGAGAGCAUAUACACGGUUUUAAAUCUCGGUCAGGGUAAAACCACAAUUCACACAAUGUGUUUUAGACGUAGUAUGAAACGUUAUUGAUAAAAGUAAAAUAAAUCGAAGAAAAAUCAAAACACAUCCAUUUUGUACGCAAGCACAACACCACAAGCAGCAAGCGAAGUAUCAGUCAGUCAGAUUAAAUUCAGUGUUGUCAGUAUAAAGAAAAAUAAUUAUAUGAAAUUCAUAUAUCGAUUAUUUUUUUAAAUAACCGAUAAUUGAAAUAUAUCUUAAUCUUUUUUUUACGAGUACACAUUAUUUUUUAUGUUUUUGUUUUAGUUGUACAUAUUUAAAUAACAAUACUAGUAAAGUUUUUUUUAUUGCUUAGAUGGGUGGGCGAGCUCACAGCCACCCACCCUGGUGUUGCUAAGUGGUUACUCGAGCCCACAUACAUCUACAACGUAAAUGCGCCACCCACCUUGAGAUAUAAGUUCUAAGGUCUCAAGUAUAGUUACAAGUUAAAGUCCAAUGGGUAUGUCUUCGAUGUUAUUUUAUGUGCAUAAAAUCCAUUAAAAUCGUUUGAUGAAUGAUAAUACUUAAAAUGAUUUAUUUAUAUGUUUUAUUUAUAUACUCAAAAUAUUUACUUCAUACGUAAAAGGAUUUGAAGCUGGCAAUAUUUUUCCCGCAAAAAUAAAAAUCCUUGUUUUUUCAAUAGAGUUACUUUUUUUAAACUACUUAUUGUAAACUAUAGUGGCGCUUAUUUGCAAGAAAGUAAAUGCAUAUUUAUUUAUGACAAAAUUAAUGCACUAAGUAUUUUUUCUAUAAUCUAUUGUCCGCUUUGGGCCUAAAAUGGGCCAUCCCCUUUAAUGUAAGAUAUUUUGUUGAAUGUGGAAUUUAAUGUUUGUGUAAACAAUUAUUACUGUAAGUGAAAAAUCUGUGCUGGUCACAACGCCAUUAAUGAUAAUAUAUUAAGAAUGACAUUAAGAGAUUUUUUUAGGAGCGUUUUAUUGGAUUCCGAGGAAACAUGGAUUUUGUUUGUCCCGACGGACGUAUUAUCUGUUUCUUCAUUCAGCAAUGAGGUGGAAAAACUUUACAUGACAUGUUCUAUUUCAUAUUGUGAUCUAUUCAGACUAUGUAUGACUUUUUUAUGAUGUUUUUUUUAGAUUAUAGACAGGUUACAAUACAAUAGGUUUGAGAUGAAAA
Molecule: messenger RNA, 3748 nt
Organism: Bombyx mori (domestic silkworm)
Lineage: Eukaryota; Metazoa; Arthropoda; Insecta; Lepidoptera; Bombycidae
Gene: Orc1
Product: origin recognition complex subunit 1
Exons: 8
Coding region: 240-2027 (595 amino acids)
Biological process (GO): mitotic DNA replication checkpoint signaling; DNA replication initiation
Cellular component (GO): nuclear origin of replication recognition complex
Molecular function (GO): ATP binding; DNA replication origin binding; ATP hydrolysis activity
Source: RefSeq, a predicted model, not a curated record